GUAUCUGUGCGUCAGUUCCUGCUGAUCUUCCGGAGGGUCGCAGCAGGUGAGCUGCAGGAGGAGAGCGGACUGAUGGCUCUGGCUCAACUUUCAGAGAUCGACGUCUCCACCGAAGUGGUUCUUGGAGCGAGGGCCUUCUUUGAGGCAAAGGUUCAGGCUCUGUCUGUGCUCAGUAAGUUUGAGGCAGAGAUACGAGAGGAACAAGAAGAGAAGAAGAGGAUGGAACUUGAAAGAAAACAAUGGCAUGUUGCAUUUAAAGAGCUGCAGUCCACAUUCUGCUCCUAAACUAUUGCUCUUUUAUAGAGCACAGUUUACUUGCACACAAGCACACACACGCAUGCACACACUGCUUCUCGUACCUCACACCUAUGUGUAAUCAAAACCACAGCGGGACACUGAACAUGUAGCAUUAGCAUUAUUAGCCACUUACAGCUAUCCUGAAAUACAUAAUGAGGAAUUUGUUUUGCUGGUGCCGGCUGAGGAAAGACCAGAUGAUACAAGUGAAAUUUCAGGAGACUUCAACUCUAAUAGACUAGAUUGUUCUUUUAUUUUAAUCUAAGCAACUACAGUAUAUAUUUUUAGAAACUAAAAAGUUGUAAAACUAUUGUAAACUUAUUCAGUGUUAAUCAUAAUUUUAAAUACAUGCAAAGUUGGUGUUGUGGACUUUAUAUUGAUUAUGACCAACUGAGAAAAAAGAAACCAUGGAGACAAAGGGU
Carassius auratus (goldfish) is the source of this 716-nucleotide messenger RNA. RefSeq names its product EF-hand domain-containing protein D2-like. NCBI's taxonomy places the organism in Eukaryota, Metazoa, Chordata, Actinopteri, Cypriniformes, Cyprinidae. The record is from RefSeq and is a predicted model, not a curated record. Gene Ontology annotation, molecular function: calcium ion binding. The annotation marks the transcript as partial. The transcript is spliced from 2 exons.